This is a messenger RNA of Helianthus annuus (common sunflower), 1519 nucleotides long. RefSeq names its product polygalacturonase. The transcript is spliced from 9 exons. Gene Ontology annotation, biological process: anther dehiscence; pectin catabolic process; fruit dehiscence. The record is from RefSeq and is a predicted model, not a curated record. NCBI's taxonomy places the organism in Eukaryota, Viridiplantae, Streptophyta, Magnoliopsida, Asterales, Asteraceae. Gene Ontology annotation, molecular function: polygalacturonase activity. Bases 9 to 1451 code for a protein of 480 amino acids.
UUAACAACAUGAGUGUUCGAAUGGCUCCACAAAGAUGUAUCACAUUCUUCUCUUGUGGCAUCGUCCUUAUCCUUUUCUGUAUCUCAUGUUACACUUUUAGUUACCAUGAACACGUUCGCAACUACAAAUCUGGCUUUUCAAAAGCGUGUACUUGGUAUAUGAAAACCGUCAAAGAUUUUAUGUUUCAAGACUCGGAUGUCUUUGAUAGUUUAGCUCUUAUUUCUACCAAAACUUUUGAUGUCGUUUCUCAUGGGGCUAAAGGUGAUGGCAAAAAAGAUGAUACUACCAAAACAUUCGAUGUCGAUUCUUAUGGCGCUAAAGGUGAUGGCAAAAAAGAUGACACAAAGGCAUUCAAGAAAGCAUGGAAGGAAGCAUGUUCCUCUAAGACAGCAGCCGUUUUUCAUGUGGCUAAGAAUAAGAAGUACCUUGUCGCCCCAAUCAGGUUUGAAGGUCCUUGCAAAGCUUCAAUAACCAUGCAGAUUUCAGGAACAAUUUUGGCAUCAGAACAAGAAUCAAAAUAUAAGAAAGAUGAAAAGCAUUGGCUUAGAGUGGAUAAAGUUGAUGACCUGGUGAUCGAAGGAGGUGGAGUCAUCGACGGCAAUGGAGAUAGUUGGUGGAAAAAUUCCUGCAAAGUCGACAAGUCGCUUCCAUGCAAGGAUGCUCCAACGGCUUUAACGCUCUACAAGUGCACUUCUUUAACGGUGAAUAACCUGAAAAUACAAAAUGCGCAAAAAAUGCACAUUUCUUUUGACCGUUGUGAGAACGUCCAAGUUUCAGAUAUUCAAAUAACUGCACCCGAAGAUAGCCCUAACACGGAUGGAAUUCAUGUCACACACACUCAAAAUAUUACUAUAUCCGACUCCGUUAUAGGAACAGGGGAUGAUUGUAUUUCGAUUGUGAGUGGAUCACAAGGUGUUCUAGCUACUGGUAUAACAUGCGGACCUGGUCAUGGAAUUAGUAUUGGAAGCCUUGGGUCUAAAAACUCAGAAGCUUAUGUUUCGGAUGUGACAAUUGAUGGGGCUAAUCUUACUGGAACAACAAAUGGUGUUAGAAUCAAGACUUGGCAGGGAGGUACCGGAAACGCAAGCAAUAUUAUGUUUCGAAAUAUCAUCCUGAACAAUGUUUCAAACCCUAUCAUUAUAGAUCAAAAUUAUUGCGAUCAAGAAAAGGCGUGUAAAGAACAGGAUAACGCUGUUGAAAUAAUAAACGUGACUUACCAAAAUAUCACCGGAACUAGUGCUGAUAAAGAAGCUGUAAUAUUCGACUGCAGUAAAAGCCAUCCAUGUCGAGGGAUUAUAUUGAAACAAAUAAAUAUUACUCAAGUCGGCGGUGAUGAUGCUAAGGCCAUUUGCAAAAAUGUCGAGUUGACUCCUAUCAAAACAGUUAUCCCACAAUGCCCGGAAAAUGUUGAUCAAGAUCAACUAGCAUUUGGAACUUAUAGUUCUUAUUAAUUAAUUAGUUAUCUAUGCUACAAGAAUGUGAUAGAUAUACAUUAUGUGAAUAAUAUUGCAAUAACAAU